Molecule: messenger RNA, 1344 nt
Organism: Aureobasidium uvarum
Lineage: Eukaryota; Fungi; Ascomycota; Dothideomycetes; Dothideales; Saccotheciaceae
Source: the annotation of a GenBank genome assembly
AUGGAUCUCGCCAGCGGCAUCGUUGGGAUCGUUGGUGUCGGCAUUCAGAUUUGUGCCACACUCUACAAGAUUGGUGAAGCGGCAACGAGCGCCGGCGACGAGAUACCAGAACUCAUUGGACACAUCGAAUUUACAAACAACAUAUUGAACACAGUGCAAAAAGAGCUGCAAAAGGCCGAGGUGAAAGCCAUUAUCGACUCGAACGCGGCAGAAUCGGUUCGCAAUGCCAUGACUAAAUUGGAUAUUCUGAUGCUCAUGAAUGUACUUCAAAUCUCUGUGAUCUAUCGUUUGAGCAACGCUGGCAUGUCUUCUCAACACAUAAUCACAGACGAGUCCCCAGGCCACCAAGACGCAAUUGAGGAUGGAAAACAAAAGCUCCUAGACUUGGCGGUCGUCAUCAGGAAGCAGGGUUAUACUGUCGUCUUCUGCUCAGACGAGUCCAUCAUGAAAUCAGAAACCGCGAGUCAGACUGGAGAUAGACCUGAGCUAGAAGAUGGGGAUGAGAUUACGAUACAAGCUCUUCACACAGUAACAGAACAGCUCAAGAAUUGGAGGUGUUCGUACAAGACACGAACGGGAAAGCACAAGCAACAGAAACAAUCUUGGAGGCAGAAUCUUGAGCUCUCCGACUCAAUACAGUCUCACAUCGCGAACGGUCGCUACCAGAUACUCGGGCCGGAAGGACAGAUCAUUCUACCCGAGUUUUGGGAAUUGCUCGUUGAAUCCGAAUGGCAUCUCAGUAUGCAACUGUUACCCGUUCCUGAUGAAACUGAGACGACACGCGAAAGAACUUCCAAGCAGAAGCACAAGCGAGAGCCAUAUCAGGAGGCUCGCAGACACAGCAGUGGCGAGGUCAUAGUGGCCUCCGAUUCACCGAACUUGCCUGACGCACCUGCGAUUGCUGAGAUGGCGAGAGCCCCGAUAUACCCAAGGAUCCACCAAAAAUACCUUGACUUGGAAACCCUGGAACAUUACCAAUUGCCUUGGGUGUUGGAUAGCUCAAAUAAGGACUACCUCAUUAUUCUCCGAGAGCUAGACAAGUACGAGACAGACGUGCUAUUUGAGCAUACCCGUAGAAGGCGUAUGGACCAAUCGCCACCAAAGGAGCGUCGGUACGCUUGGGUCAGAAGUAAAGGGGUUACUAAGGACCUGGACGACCACCAAAGCAUGGGCGCCGUUGAUCGCCCAGAACAGACCUCCAAGACGCUGGAUGGCGACGAAGCUAUCGCUUCGCUCGUUCUCAAGUAUACCAACUUGGAAGAGUUUGAAGGAUAUGAGAGAGGCCAUCACAACUCGCAACUAGCUGUUCGCAAGGCCGAUAUCGGUCUGCAACGAGGAGAGUGA